AUGAGUGACCAUGCAUCUUCAAAAGAUUUAAUGCGAUCGUCCAAAUUAUGUUCAAUAGAACUGCCUUCAGAAAAAUUUUAUAAUUAUUUGAAUGCUUAUGGUGAAAACAUAGAAGCGUACACUGAGGAGUGCAAUUCAUUAAAGGAUCCUUACAAUAAUAAAGUCAUUAAAAAACUUUGCACAAAGAUGGUAAAAUUUUUAAAAACUAGAAAUACGGAAGUUGAUAGAAGUAAAUUUUCUUUCGAUGACUGCAUUCUUUUUAAUUAUUGGAUAUAUGAAGAAUUAUCUAAAUUUUAUAAUUCUUAUAAUCAUACUAAGGAAUUUCUAGCUUUUGGCAAUCUACAGCGUAUAUGGAAUGAUGUUAUUGGUAACCAUUCCAUUAAAUCUAGUUCAAAUAAUUGUGAACCCUAUUUUAAAAUAUACAGUGAACAGGAUUGGCAAAAAAGAAAGAAAUUGUAUGAAUUCUGUGUUCAUUAUGACACAAUUCGUGGGAUUGUUGAAAACUUUGAUAUGUGCAAUGAAUUCUAUGAAUACUUUGAAAGUAAAAUUGAAUUAUUUAAGCAUUUUGAUUCCAUUUGUUCUAGUAAUAGAGACAAUUGUCCAAUAUUUUAUGAUAAAUAUAAGGAUUAUAACCCGAAGAAUUUUUUAGACAAGCUGAAAUGUCACCCAGAAAUGCAGACAAAAAAACUUAUUUCUGCAUCAUCCAAACAUAGAGAACAAGACAACACAAUUGCAACUGGGAAUUUUCAUACACCCAAGUCAACAUUAGAAGAUGGUUCUUUUUCUCCUUCGCAUUUUCCAUCCUGUAGUACCAAUAAUAAAGAAAAAUUUAGUUAUUUAAUUUUUGGUGUAGCAAUUUCUAUAAUUCCAGCAUUUAUAUAUAAAUUUACACCCUUAGGAAAUAAAUUACAUGAGAUCAUAGGAUUGGGCAAAAACUAUAUAAAUAAUAUUAAUAAAAGUGCAUAUAGAAAUUUUGAUAAAAUGUCAGGAAUAUAUAAUGCAUUAUAUGAUAUAGAAGAACAUUAUAUACAAUAUAAUUCUUCCGGAUUUUUUUAA
Messenger RNA from Plasmodium gonderi, 1056 nucleotides. RefSeq names its product variable surface protein. Bases 1 to 1056 code for a protein of 351 amino acids. NCBI's taxonomy places the organism in Eukaryota, Apicomplexa, Aconoidasida, Haemosporida, Plasmodiidae. The record is from RefSeq and is a predicted model, not a curated record. The transcript is spliced from 3 exons.